AACUAUAAGUGACUGGGCUUUGUGACAUUUAGCAGUGGUUGUUUAGCCACAGUGUCAUUCUUAUGUUUAUGGUUUGUGUGGAAAUACAGAAGAAUCAGAAUGUUUCUCACUACUGUGAACCUUGCCAAGAGCAAAUCCAAGACUUUGCUUGUUCAGAUGAUGAGUGCAGCUGGCACAGGUUACUGUUUCAACACAAAGAGGGGCCGAUUGAGGGAGAAACUGGUUUUGCGCAAGCAUGACCCCAUAGUAAACAAACAUGUUUUGUUCUUUGAGAAGAGGAAGAUCCGCUCUCUUUAAAGUGGAAAAAAACUCUCUUGAUAUGGACACUGAGGAGAGGGACUGUUAUAGACAUGAAACAUCUGCUGAACUGGGGUAAUCGACAUCUAACAUGAUAAUGUCAAUAAGCAAUCAUGAAGAAAGAAGAAAAUGGGAAUGGAUUUCUGGCCCCCAUAUCACUGCAACUUCGGAUCACUGCAAUGACACAAGAAAGGGGUUUGUCCUGUCAUGAUAAUACUGGGUGACUUCAGUGACUAAUCAUUGCAUUAUAUUGGAUGUUUAAGUUUUUUAUUUUUACUGAGGCAAAAUUUGAUUUGUUCAAACAAUAUACCAUUUGCUAAAUUAAUUUAUUGAGUUUGUUAUUGUUCUAAAAAUAAAUCUAGAAACAUAAACAUAACAGACAUGAAUAGUGUACUUUCUUAUACAAAAUUACUUUAUUAUUUGAUAUAAUUGCACAAUUUUAACACAAUUGCAAUCUGUAAACCUUUUGUUACUGAGAAAUAUUUGUAUAAACAUUUAAAAUGAAUAUUGGAGAUUUCAUGAGGAUUUUUCAGUACAUGGUACUUUGUCACAGACUUACUUAUGACUAAAUUUAAACCAGACAUUGGUCUUAACUAUUAUUAUUUAAAGACAAUGGGCCAUGACAAGUGAUA
This is a messenger RNA of Triplophysa rosa, 929 nucleotides long. RefSeq names its product mitochondrial ribosomal protein L33 (gene mrpl33). Gene Ontology annotation, biological process: translation. Bases 100 to 297 code for a protein of 65 amino acids. Gene Ontology annotation, cellular component: mitochondrion; ribosome. The transcript has 4 exons. Gene Ontology annotation, molecular function: structural constituent of ribosome. Lineage: Eukaryota; Metazoa; Chordata; Actinopteri; Cypriniformes; Nemacheilidae. The record is from RefSeq and is a predicted model, not a curated record.